Messenger RNA from Dioscorea cayenensis subsp. rotundata (Guinea yam), 858 nucleotides. RefSeq names its product disease resistance protein SUMM2-like. The coding region runs from base 1 to 858 and encodes 285 amino acids. The transcript has a single exon. NCBI's taxonomy places the organism in Eukaryota, Viridiplantae, Streptophyta, Magnoliopsida, Dioscoreales, Dioscoreaceae. The record is from RefSeq and is a predicted model, not a curated record. Gene Ontology annotation, molecular function: ADP binding.
AUGAUUCAAUUGAAGGAUGACCACGACAACAGAGGUUGUCUUGUUGGAAGUUGUUCCCUCAAUUGUUGGGCCAAGUACAAGAUUAGCCAAAAAUCAAUCAAAUUACUCAAAGAGAUCAAGAACUUGAAGACGGAAUAUGAUGCUUUCAAAGAAAAAACAGAGGCACAACCUCCAAGAGCAGUCAGGGAGAUCCCAACUUCAUCAAUUGUUGUGGGCAAAAUUAUCAAGUUAAAUCUUGAGAAAGUUCGUGGUUACUUGGCAGGUGACAAUGUAUCUAUGGUGGGGAUUUGGGGCAUGGGAGGGGUCAGAAAGACAACUCUCUUGAAUGAAAUCAAUAACUCAUUACUUGGUGGUGAUACUAAUCUGGGGUUCAAAUAUGUCAUACCUUUGGUGGUUUCAAAAGAACCUCAAUUUGAGAAGCUUCAAAAGGAGAUAUCUAAAAGGUUGGGAUUGCCCUCUAACUCUGAGAAGAGUGACAUAUUUGAGUUUUUGAAGAACAAGGACUUUUUGAUGCUAUUAGAUGAUAUGUGGAAGGCGGUGGACCUUCACGAAACCCUUGGUAUUCCACUUCCUCACCAUCAAAGCCAAAGGCGGCAAGAUAGAGGUCAAAGGUGCAAGCACAAGGUGAUCUUCACAACGCGAGAAGAUGAUGUGUGUGCUCGUAUGAAAAGGCCCGACAAGAAGAUCAAAGUUGAAUGUUUGGAUGGAGAAGAAGCAUGGCAUCUUUUCAAGCAACAUGCAAAUGAAGAGACCAUCAAUUCCAAUGCUGGUAUUAAAAAAAUUGCAAUGAAAGUUAUGGAGAAGUGCUUAGGCUUACCACUUGCCCUUAAAGUUAUUGGGUGGAGCCAUGUCGAAUAA